CAGGUGAAAUUAUGCGUGGAGAUUUUUUGAUCGGCCGAUUAUACCCGAUAGUUGCGAUACAUAAUCAAUCCCAUAUCUGCACUGAUAUAGAAAUUUCAUCCAAUUUGGGUGUAAGAAAGAAAGUGUUGUUGAAUCAAAUAUGCUGCCUUGCGGGCAUGUUCCAGUUCUAUUCCAAAUCAUAUUUAUGUUCGAGUUCAGACAUAAAAUUUAAGUAUAUUUUUACUUUCUAAACAGCAAAUACUCAAACUUGCACGCAUAUGGAUAGGACAUUGAUUAUGCCCUACUAUACACGAACAAUAACGAUGCUUCUGCGCCAAAUCAAAAGUGUCCACUUAAGCUCAAUGUCAAUUGGCCAGCACUUUCCGUGUCCCAGAAGCAAAUAAAAAAACUGGGUCUAAAAGCUAUUGUUUUCCGCACAUGUCGAUGCGCAGAAAGCCGUACACAUAUACCAAUGCUUUAAUAUCUAUAUUUGAAAAUCUGGACAGAAAAUGGCGGAGGAAAGUGGCAAGAAAGCAAACUGCGGCUUAGUUGCAAAACGUUGCUCGAAUUGCUCACAGAUAUGGCACUGCAACUGCAAAUCGAAAAGCUCAAAGGUCUGGACAACUAUAAGGCCUGGUCGAUGACGGUUAGGGCUUAUUUGGAGUCUGAGGAUCUAUGGUCGGUGGUGGAGAAUGGUCCAGAGAAUAACGAGGAGUCUUUGCUGAAAGACAAGCGUGCCAAGUUUUUGAUUCUCUGCCUAAUCGAGACGAAGUUGUGCCAGUUUAUGGUCAGCAUCCGCACGGCUCGGGAUUUGUGGAAUUAUUUACGCACCCAGCACUCACUCCGCUAAAGUCAAUCGAUCAGUUAAUAUCUAUUGUUAUAUUAAAACUAUUGAAAUUACAAUUUCCAUUCA
Drosophila ananassae is the source of this 892-nucleotide messenger RNA. RefSeq lists its product as uncharacterized. NCBI's taxonomy places the organism in Eukaryota, Metazoa, Arthropoda, Insecta, Diptera, Drosophilidae. The coding region runs from base 560 to 829 and encodes 89 amino acids. The record is from RefSeq and is a predicted model, not a curated record. The transcript has 2 exons.